AUGGAAGAAUUUCUCUUACACGAAGAUCUCGACAACGUCAGAAUCGCAAGUGCCUUCUAUAAGAGGGUUUUAUUAAAUGAAUGGACCGCUAAUAAAAAGCAAGAAGUUGAUCUGUUUAUAGAUACCUUAAAAAAG
Messenger RNA from Racocetra fulgida, 135 nucleotides. The record is from the annotation of a GenBank genome assembly. NCBI's taxonomy places the organism in Eukaryota, Fungi, Glomeromycota, Glomeromycetes, Diversisporales, Gigasporaceae.